AUGAUACCCCUUCGCAAGUUUGUGCUACAUUACAAAAAGAAGAACCCGACGAUAUCCUGUGGAUGUCUAAAGGAUGAUGGGUUCCGGAUCGUUCUGGGACUUUUAUGGAUAUUUCAGCUACGUCCAGAGGACGUCCACGGGAAAUCCAGCAUGGAUCAGGACGUCUGGAUCAGUUGUGGAUGUCCUGGGGACGUUGAUGGUUUAUUGGGUCGGUUCGUCCGCAACAGUAGGCCCCGCCAACCGUGUACAACGGGUCCACUUACGUCCGAAGAGCUUCGGCACGCCGAAACCAUAUGGCUCUCACAUGUCCAAACCGAAGCCUUUCGGCACGACAUCUUGGCACUCACACACGGCAGUGUUGCUGCAGCAUCUUCGUCAUUACGUGUUUUCCAGCCAUUUCUCGACGCCUCCGGAAUACUGAGCGUCGGCGGUCGUUUUCACCAACUUCAAGAUUCGUACCAGACCAAGCAUCCCAUCCUCCUGCCCCCGAAGCAUCGAUUCACGGAGCUCAUCAUACUCGACGCUCACCAGCGCUUCCUACACGCCAGCGUGCAAGACACCAUCGCCGAGGUCCGAAGCACAUUUUGGGUUGUCCGCGGACGGCAAACAACAAGGCGUGUCCUUCACUCAUGCUUGACCUGCCGCAGACUAAGCGCGCACCUUGAGACAGCCCCAGUGUCACCUCUACCUCGGGAGCGUAUAACGCCGGCAAAUCCGUUCACAGUUGUCGGCGUAGAUUUCGCGGGGCCGCUCUAUAUCUCAAGGUCAGCUUCUCCCAAGACGUACGUAGCCCUUUUCACGUGCGGUGUCACAAGGGCCGUCCACCUCGAACUUGUGUCCUCUAUGAGCGUGCCUGAUUUCCUGCUUGCCUUCCGACGGUUCAUCUCUAGGCGUGGGGUACCCUCCCUCAUCUUUUCCGACAACGCUCGCACCUUUCGCAAAUGCUUGUCCCUCCUCUCCCUGGUUAGCGCAAGAGAUGUCCUAGAUUUUGCCACCCUGCAUCGCAUCGUCAGGCGAUUCAUUGUUGAGCGAGCUCCUUGGUGGGGAGGCUGGUGGGAACGGCUCAUACGAACUGUGAAGGAAGCCCUAAGACGCUGCCUUGGGAGAAAGCGCCUCACCAUUUAA
This is a messenger RNA of Ornithodoros turicata, 1125 nucleotides long. RefSeq lists its product as uncharacterized. The coding region runs from base 1 to 1125 and encodes 374 amino acids. Gene Ontology annotation, molecular function: nucleic acid binding. The record is from RefSeq and is a predicted model, not a curated record. The transcript has a single exon. Gene Ontology annotation, biological process: DNA integration. NCBI's taxonomy places the organism in Eukaryota, Metazoa, Arthropoda, Arachnida, Ixodida, Argasidae.